Molecule: messenger RNA, 2277 nt
Organism: Clonostachys solani
Lineage: Eukaryota; Fungi; Ascomycota; Sordariomycetes; Hypocreales; Bionectriaceae
Source: the annotation of a GenBank genome assembly
AUGAGCCCUGCGACGAGCACAGUGCCUGCCGCACCUUCCACAGCCUCUACCGGUGCAGAAAGUCAACUGCCUUAUGGGCGAAGCCGUAAACAGGUAUCGCGUGCGUGCGAUUGGUGCCGUGUAAGAAGGAUUCGUUGCGAUAAUGAGCAGCCCUGCAAAGCCUGCCGCCAGAGAGGUGCACAGUGCACUCAGAAUGGUGGCGAUGGCCCAAGAACUCUCCCCCAGGCUCUGAGGGAAAUCGACAAAUUGAAGGCCCGCGUCAGGGAAUUGGAGUCGGAGCUGGCUGCCUACAAGUCCCAGCCAAGGACGGUUGCUGCCAUUACACCUGUGUCACCCUCUGACCAGUCCUCUCCAGUCCAGUCUGUCAAGUCACAGGUGCAGCAUACGGCUGUGGUGAAGCCCCGCUGGGAAGGUAUAUAUGUCGCCACAGCACGGUCAGACCAACCCUCCUACUAUGGCCCCUCGUCCAUCUACUACUUCGUAAGUCGCAUUGGGUGCUAUCUUGGCAAGGCCUUGCAACAGCCUCACGCAGACAAAAGCUUCCAGACCAGAGGUGGGAGCAAGAACAUGCACGAGACUGACUCGCCGGAUGACAAUGCGAGACAAGACCCAACGGAAAUUGUGUCCGGCACUGACGCACGCUGGGGUGCGCUUAGACGUGUUCAUGAGGAAGCCUUGCUCAAGCUCUUCUGGGAAGGCUACCACUGCUUUAUGCCCAUUGUUGAUGAGACUGAAUUCCGGCAGCAUUAUGCUUCUCUGUGGGAGCCGUCCCGCACAACGAGAAAACAGUCGCCCCUUGUAGACAUCAUUCUCGCGUUAUCCUUGCAAUAUGGGUAUGCGUUCAUUCCCCGGAAUGCUACCCAUCUUGCCGACCACGAUGAGGCGUACGGGGAUUCCGCGGUCGCAGGGCGGUGGUAUUACCGCAGAUCACAGGCCUUGCUGAAUGCAGACCUUGAGAGCCCCUCCCUCACAACUGUGCAGUGCUACCUUUUCAGCAUUUGCUAUCUCUGCUGUGCCUCGUUCCAGAACAUGUGCCAUAUUGUGCACGGUCAGGCUGUCAGAGCUGGCCAAAUAUUGGGCCUGCAUUUGGAGCCUCCCGCGGAUACGCCUCAUGGGGAGCGUGAGUUGCGGAAACGGGUGUGGUGGCAUGUUCUUUUACUGGAAGCCAAGAUUUCUACUAAACUUGGCCGUCCAUUUUUACUUGAACUGGGCCAAGUAAGUAGUAUGUCAAGACCUUCCGACGACUUGGCCACCGCAACCUACAACAACUCCAGUCUAGGAGCGUAUGGACCUGGUCCCGACAUUACCUGGCUCUCGUUUUCUAGCCAUAAUAUCCAGCUCUUCUUAACAAUGGCCAGCAUUUACGAGGUACUGUACGACAAGUGUGGAGAGGCAAUCCACCAAAACAACAUCACCUCGAUUUACGCCGAUCCCAACGUGCUCGAGUCAUGUGCCAAGGUUCUCGCUGCCAGGAUGCCCAUCUUGAGAGCCUGGGCAGAUAAUGUACCUGAACAGCUGAAGAUGCGACGCCGCUCAAUGGGAGAGCCCUUCUCUACGGACCGCUCUGCCGUCGAGAUUGAUCCUUUGGCGCCGAUGUGGGUGCAGCGCCAGCGUGUCUGGCUGGAGUUGCUGUACCAUACCACGGCCCUCAACCUCACGCGCCCUUUCAUCACGUUCUACUCUCACUCCAGCUGCUAUACCCCAACUGCGGAACAGCUAGCGAACAUCGCUGUCGAUCAUGCCAUCUCUUACACUCUCAUCAUGCACCAGGUCGUUUUCGAGUCAGACCUCUUGUGCGGUUGGAAUGAAUUCUUCUUCUUGCAGUGGAGUGCUGCCAUGACCAUUGUGGGCUUCAUCCUUGCCUAUCCCAUCCAUCCUGCCACGCCCAAGGCACGACAGGCUUUGGAUAAGGCAAUUGCUAUCUUUGACAAUUUCGCCCCCAACUUCCCCGUCAGUGCCGACGCAGCACGUAUUGUCCGCAACCUGGUAUCCAAGGCUGAUUUACUUGCCGGCGGCGCUGAGCCCACCAAGGCAAUCGAGGCUCCAGUUGCUCCCCUGGGGAUUGCUCCCAUCCCCGAGACAGGUAACAACCAUGUUCCUGCCAACGACAACCUCGCUUGGCUUGAUCCAAGUCGCCAAGAUGAUAGUGUUCAAUUUAACCAGUUCAUGGACUGGGCGAUGUCAGUCGAUGCUUAUAACAAUUUCGACAAUUUCUUUGAUGCGUCCAAUCCAGUGGAUGCUUGGGCAUUCGGGCAGGGCGCAGGAGGCGUCCAAUAA